GAAAGAGAAAGAAGGAGUGCACAAAUUUCACGAGUCGUACCUACUACCUAGUCGCUACUAUUGUUUUUGAGGUCAAUAAAAAAAACCGCGCUAGCUCUUCCAUCAUGUUCAAUGGUCAGUGGUCAGUGGUCAGCACACAUACACAUACACAUACACAUACUGACAUACAUAUUCCAUUCUCUAUAAAUAAUACAUACCCCUGGCCCUGGCUUUGCAUCAAACACAAACACCCACAGGCCACAGCAACAAACAUGGCAACUUCCUCCGCCACGCUCUCCCCUCCAUUCCUGCGUCACGAUUUCCCCUCCGCCAGAAAACAAGAAACACCUCGCACCCUCCGCGUGCUUGCCUCCGUAUCGGAGAAACCCGUAGCGGCGGUGUCGGUGACCGCCCCGGAGCCCACCAAGCUCCCCAUCCGCAAAAUCCCCGGCGACUGCGGGUUCCCGGUCAUCGGCCCCUUGAAGGACCGCCAAGACUACUUCUACAAGCAAGGGAGAGAUGAGUUCUUCAAGUCCCGCAUCCAGAAGUACCAGUCAACGGUCUUCCGCACCAACAUGCCACCUGGCCCCUUCCUGGCCCCCAACCCAAACGUCGUCGUUCUCCUCGACGGUAAAUCCUUCCCUCUCCUCUUCGACACAUCCAAGGUGGAGAAAAGAGACGUCUUCACCGGCACCUACAUGCCCUCCACCGACCUCACCGGCGGCUACAGAGUCCUCUCCUACCUGGACCCCUCCGAACCCAAACACGCCCUCCUCAAGCAGCUCAUGUUCUUCCUCCUCAAGUCCCGCCGCAGCCACGUCAUCCCCGAGUUUCACGCUUCCUACAACGAACUCUUCCAGGCGCUGGAGUCCAACCUGGCGGAGAAAGGCAAAGCCAGCUUCAGCGAAGCCAACGACCAAGCCGCCUUCGACUUCCUCGGCCGCUCCCUCUUCGGGUCCAACCCCGCCGACAGCGCACUCGCCCGCGACGGCCCAAAGCUCGUCCAGAAAUGGGUCCUCUUCCAGCUGGGCCCAAUUCUCAAACUGGGGUUCCCGCAGUUUCUAGAAGAAUCCACCAUCCGCACCUUCCGCCUCCCCUCCUUCCUCAUCAAAAAAGACUACCAGAGACUCUACGACUUCUUCUACCAAUCCUCCGCCUUCGUCUUCGAGGAGGCCGACCGCUUGGGAAUCGCGCGCGACGAGGCUUGUCACAAUCUCUUAUUCGCCACCUGCUUUAAUUCAUUCGGCGGGAUGAAGCUCUUUUUCCCCAACGUCCUCAAGUGGAUCGGCCGCGCCGGGGUCAAGCUCCACGCGCGCCUCGCAACCGAGAUUAGAACCGCCGUCAGAUCCGCCGCCGGGGAGAUCACCAUGGCCGCCAUGGAGAACAUGCCGCUCAUGAAAUCCGUGGUGUACGAGGCCUUCCGCAUCGACCCUCCGGUGCCGCUGCAGUUUGGGAAAGCCAAGCGGGAUUUGAUUGUGGAGAGCCACGAGCACGCGUUUCACGUGAAGGAGGGGGAGAUGCUCUUUGGCUACCAACCUUUUGCCACCAAGGAUCCUAAGAUUUUCGAUCGGGCCGAGGAGUUUUUCGGGGACAGGUUUAUGGGGGAGGAAGGGGAGAAGCUACUCAACCACGUGCUUUGGUCCAAUGGCCCUGAAACUGAAUCUCCAACACUCGGGAACAAGCAAUGUGCAGGGAAGGAUUUCGUCACGUUGGUGUCUCGCCUUCUCGUGGUCGAGUUUUUCCUUCGCUAUGACUCCUUUGAGAUUCAAGUGGCAACUUCGCCGUUGGGAUCUUCCGUUACCAUUACCUCUCUUAAGAGAGCAAGCUUUUAGUCAAUUAUUAUUAUUAUUAUUAUUUUUUUUUUAAUUUUAUUUUACUAUAUGCAUUAAUUUCUGGGUUUAUUAUAUGGUUACAUCAAUGUCUUCAUUUCAUUUAUGUUUAUAAGUAUAUACCUGUAAUCUUCGCAACUUAAUUGUACACUGGACUUUAGCUAGUGCGGUCUAAUAAUAGCUUUCGCGUGGGGCAUCAUGCACUCCACUAUAACUAGUGGAAGCUACUAGGAAUCUUGGAUAUAUCUGCUGCUUCUGCUGCCAUGUCAUAUAUAAUGUGCUCCAAUAUUCAAAAAUGAAUCACACAAGAUAACGUUGCGUCGGGCUCUCUCUGUUCGAUGUGAUUUUCAAC
Cajanus cajan (pigeon pea) is the source of this 2160-nucleotide messenger RNA. Its product is annotated as allene oxide synthase 1, chloroplastic. Gene Ontology annotation, biological process: sterol metabolic process; jasmonic acid biosynthetic process. NCBI's taxonomy places the organism in Eukaryota, Viridiplantae, Streptophyta, Magnoliopsida, Fabales, Fabaceae. Gene Ontology annotation, cellular component: chloroplast envelope; chloroplast thylakoid membrane. Gene Ontology annotation, molecular function: oxidoreductase activity, acting on paired donors, with incorporation or reduction of molecular oxygen; heme binding; monooxygenase activity. The record is from RefSeq and is a predicted model, not a curated record.